Molecule: messenger RNA, 777 nt
Organism: Nerophis lumbriciformis (worm pipefish)
Lineage: Eukaryota; Metazoa; Chordata; Actinopteri; Syngnathiformes; Syngnathidae
Source: RefSeq, a predicted model, not a curated record
AUGACGGCAGCGGUGUUUUUUGGUUGUACCUUCAUUGCCUUCGGCCCUGCCAUCUCUCUGUUCCUGUUUACCAUCGCCCGGGAGCCUCUGCGAGUUAUCUUCCUCAUAGCAGGGGCAUUUUUCUGGCUCGUGUCCCUCCUGCUCUCCUCUCUGGUUUGGUUCAUCUCUGUUCAAAUAAGUAAUAAGGACAGUGCAGCUCAGCAGAAAGGCCUCCUCAUUUUUGGCGUUGUGCUGUCAGUCCUCCUGCAGGAAACUUUCCGCUUUGCUUACUAUAAACUGUUGAAGAAAGCAAAUGAAGGUCUUCUCACCCUCAGUCAGGAGGAAACUAUGCCCAUCUCCAUACGACAACUGGCCUACGUGUCUGGCCUUGGCUUUGGAUUCAUGAGUGGCGCAUUCUCCGUGGUGAACAUUCUGGCUGACUCUGUUGGCCCUGGCACUAUUGGAAUCCAUGGGGACUCGCAGCACUACUUCCUGUCUUCAGCAUUCAUGACAAUGGCCAUUAUCCUUCUCCACAUGUUCUGGGGUGUGGUUUUCUUUGAUGCCUGUGAAAAGCAGCAAUGGUGGGCAGUUGCUGCUGUUGUUAUCAGCCACCUGGUCGUUUCUUGUCUGACUUUCCAGAAUCCGGAGUAUGUUGCCAGCUUGGUUCCUACCUAUGUUAUUUUGUUCCUCAUGGGCGUGUGGGCCUUUUACUCUGCUGGAGGGUCUUUCAGGAACCUCAAACUUUGCCUGACCUGUAAAGACAAAGAUUUUUUGCUAGCCAAUCACAGGGCCAGAUAA